Molecule: messenger RNA, 1326 nt
Organism: Phytophthora nicotianae INRA-310
Lineage: Eukaryota; Oomycota; Peronosporomycetes; Peronosporales; Peronosporaceae
Exons: 6
Coding region: 1-1326 (441 amino acids)
Source: RefSeq, a predicted model, not a curated record
AUGCCGGAUACCUGGAGUGUGACGGAGGAGAUGUGGAAACGGAAAGCCAAAGGCCUGGAAGAUCAGUACCAACGACUGCUGUCCGAUCACCAAGACUUGCGUCUCGAGAAGGCCAAGAUGAUGGGCGAGCUACGAGUGUUACAGCGCUUCAAAGAGACUGCCGAGGACACCAUAAGUCGCGAGACUGCGACCAGAAAGGCUGAACAUAAGGAUAAAGUGUCCGCCACGACGAAAUUGGAGCAGUAUAUUAAGAAAUACGAGCGUGAAUGCGAACGAGUGUUCGCACUUGAGCGUGAGAAUUCCUUCUUGAUGGAACAGGUCUCGGACAUUAAAGGGGAGACCGAGAAGCGCCUGGACUUGCUAAAGGAGUUGGAGGACUCACAAAAGCGCAGUGCUCGUCUGAAAGAAAAACUUCGAGAGAUGGAAGUCGUGGGUAUCGAGCAUGAAAACACAAUUCUGGAACUGAAGGAGAAGAACCAAAAACUCAAGCGCAAAUUGGCAGCUGCAGAGGAAGACGCAAGUGACAAAGCUGAGGAGGCCAAAAAUCUUGCUAUUCGACUAGCGGCUGUGGAAUCUGCGUGGGAAGCUGCUCGCGGACAGAACAAAACUGCACUCCAUGAGCUAAAAAAGAGGGAAUCGCUUUCGAAAGAGCUUGAAAAUGUCAAGUCCGAGACCAAGCAAGCGAGCUACCGCAUUCAUGCGCUCGACGUCGAGGUUGAGACGGCUCAAAGCAAGCUACGACACAAGGAUCGUACAAUCGAUGAACUUCGCGAGAAGAACGCAAGUCUCAAGAAAGAGAUCACUCGUCUAAAUGUUCGAAUGGAGGAUCUGUCAGCAAGUUUGGUGGCAGCGCGCGAGGUCAUUGAAGAGAAGGAAGCCGAGAUUGAGCGCAAGACUGUGCAGCUCCGCAGUAAGAAGACGGAAGUCAAGACGCUCGAGCGCAUUGAUGACUCGUCAAAAGACCGGAUUGAAGACCUCGUGUGUCAGGUGAGUGAGCUACAGCAACAACUACUAGAUACUCAGAAAGAGUAUCUUCGCAAGGUCAAGAAGGAAGAGCUUACGCGCGAGAAACAACGAGCACGUGAUCGUGCCGAAAUCACCAAGGAACUCGAGACGAUGUACAAGCCUCGUCGGUGCAGGAACUGCAACGAGACGUUCACCAACAAGUCCAACACGUCGCUCUCGUGCUCGUUCCACCCUGGUCGCUUCGUAGCUCGCAAGUAUCCACUCGAAGGCUAUCAGUGGAGCUGCUGCCAGAAGCGUGAGUUAUCAUCGAGACCGUGCAAAUUUGCAGGGCGCCACAUCGAGUCCAAGUUGUUGGACUAG